This is a messenger RNA of Parus major (Great Tit), 5199 nucleotides long. RefSeq names its product 1,4-alpha-glucan branching enzyme 1 (gene GBE1). Gene Ontology annotation, molecular function: 1,4-alpha-glucan branching enzyme activity; hydrolase activity, hydrolyzing O-glycosyl compounds; cation binding. NCBI's taxonomy places the organism in Eukaryota, Metazoa, Chordata, Aves, Passeriformes, Paridae. The coding region runs from base 16 to 2046 and encodes 676 amino acids. Gene Ontology annotation, cellular component: cytoplasm. Gene Ontology annotation, biological process: glycogen biosynthetic process. The transcript is spliced from 16 exons. The record is from RefSeq and is a predicted model, not a curated record.
UAAUCUUUCUAUAAAAUGUUCUCUGUUUUCAUUGCAAGGUAUUCUCUGUUUUAUAACCACUUGAAGAACAUUGAGGAAAGUGAAGGUGGCCUUGGUAAAUUUACAAAAAGUUACAAAACCUUUGGAGUUAACCAACUUCCAGAUGGUGGAAUAUACUGCAAAGAGUGGGCACCAGGAGCAGAAGCAGUGUUUCUUGCAGGUGACUUCAAUGGCUGGAAUCCAUUUUCUCAUCCAUAUAAGAAGUUGGAAUAUGGGAAGUGGGAGUUGUUCAUUCCACCUGAAGAUGGCCAUUCUCCUGUGCCCCAUGGAUCAAAGCUAAAGGUGGUGAUUCGUGCUCAAAACGGCGCCCUCCUCUAUCGUAUUUCACCCUGGGCAAGAUAUGUGGUCCGUGAUGAAGACAAAGUGAAUUACGAUUGGGUUCACUGGAAUCCACCACAGUCAUAUAUACAUAAGAAUCCUUCUCCCAAGAGAUUAAAAAGCCUAAGAAUCUAUGAAUCUCAUGUGGGCAUUGCUUCCCCAGAAGGAAAAGUAGCUUCUUACAAAAACUUCACAUACAAUGUACUACCUAGAAUAAAGGACCUUGGCUAUAACUGUGUCCAGCUGAUGGCUAUUAUGGAGCAUGCGUACUAUGCCAGUUUUGGUUAUCAGGUCACAAGUUUCUUUGCAGCAUCAAGCCGGUACGGAACUCCUGACGACCUGAAGGAAAUGAUCGACGUUGCUCACUCAAUGGGCAUCACAGUCCUGCUUGAUGUGGUGCACAGCCACGCCUCAAAAAACUCAGAGGAUGGUCUCAACCAGUUUGAUGGUACAGAUUCUUGUUUCUUCCAUUCUGGAUAUAGAGGCAAUCACCAGCUCUGGGACAGCAGGCUCUUUGACUAUGCAAACUGGGAAGUCCUGAGAUUCCUUCUGUCUAAUUUGAGGAUGUGGAUUGAAGACUAUCGCUUCGAUGGGUUCCGGUUUGACGGUGUUACGUCUAUGUUGUAUCACCACCACGGCAUCGGCACAGGGUUCAGUGGAGAUUACAAUGAGUAUUUUGGCCUACAUGUGGAUGAAGAUGCUUUGUGUUACCUGAUGCUGGCCAAUCACAUGAUUAAAACCUUGCACCCAGAAUGCAUAACCAUAGCAGAGGAUGUUUCUGGAAUGCCAGCUCUCUGUCGGCCUGUCGCAGAGGGAGGAGGGGGUUUUGAUUAUCGACUUGCCAUGGCCAUUCCAGAUAAGUGGAUACAGAUAAUUAAGGAGCUGAAAGAUGAAGACUGGAAUAUGGGCAAUAUUGUGCAUACAUUGACAAACAGACGGUAUGAAGAAAAAUACAUUGCUUAUGCAGAGAGUCACGACCAGGCACUGGUUGGUGAUAAGACACUGGCCUUUCGCCUGAUGGAUGCAGAGAUGUACACAAACAUGAGUGUGCUCAUGCCUCUGACCCCAGUUAUUGAUCGUGGGAUACAGCUUCAUAAAAUGAUUCGUCUCAUUACUCAUGCACUCGGAGGAGAGAGCUAUCUGAACUUCAUGGGUAAUGAAUUUGGACACCCAGAAUGGCUUGACUUCCCCAGAAUAGGGAAUAAUGAGAGCUACCACUAUGCCAGAAGACAGUUUAAUCUUACUGAGGAUGAUCUUCUUCGCUAUAAAUUCCUAAAUGCCUUUGAUAGAGAUAUGAAUAAAUUGGAGGAAAGAUUUGGCUGGCUUGCAUCUCCCCCGGCCUAUGUGAGUGAAAAGCAUGAAUCCAAUAAGGUCAUAGCAUUUGAAAGAGCAGGUCUUAUUUUUAUUUUUAAUUUCCAUCCAUACCAAAGUUAUGUGGACUACAGAGUGGGUAUUGAAACUCCAGGAAAGUAUAAAAUCCUUCUGGAUUCUGAUGCUGGAGAAUAUGGAGGGCAUCAAAGGCUGGACCACAAUACAGAGUACUUCUCUGAAGAAUAUCCUCACAAUUAUCGACCUAAUUCAAUUAUGAACAUCUCCAGCCAACCCCCCAGAAGAUGUCACAUGCACCAAGUAAAGGGUGUUUUGCUGUCUUUUUUAACGUACUUUUUUCCCAACCUGACAAAAGAGUAGAGAAGAUAAUAGAGAAGAAAUUUUGAGACACACCCUGUGCAGUAUAUGGACUUAUUUUGCGUAAAUGAAGCAAGAAAGUCUAAUAAAUUAUUUUCUGCAUAUUUAUGCUGUACAGCUGUAAAUUGAAAAACAAAUUGGAAGGCAGAAGUUUGCAUUAUCUUAAGCAUACCUUCUUUGUCAUGUGCAAUAUCUAGCAAAAUGAAAACCAAAAUGUGUGAGAUUUUAUAUAAUAAAUUAUAGUCAGAAAGGAAGAGCUAUUAUCUAUUUUAUUCUUUGAUGGUUAAUUAUAUUCUCAGAAUAGUGUCCGUGUGUGACAAUUAGUGGUGAUACAGGGACAGAAGAUUGUCUAAAGCCCUCAUUUUAAUUAAAAGUUUGGGAUAAUGUUGGCACAGGCUCUUGUGACAUUGCCUUCUGCAUCCACCAGCUGCAAUAUGUGCUACUGAGUAUUUUUCUGCAGUGCCUGAUCUAGCUCUGAGUUCUAGUAAUUCUCCCAUCUGUUACAAAAUGACCUUGAAAUUAUUUUUAGGGCUUGGUGUUUUCCAAUCCUGAAAGUCGGAUGAAGAGUAGUUCAUUGCAGUUCCAGCCAAUUUUGGUUGUGCUUGCACCUGGUACUGAAUUAGUCUGACAGAUCUGAAAGUAGCAGUUGUCAUUUGCAGAACCUCAUGCUUGUGGGCUUUUAGAUACAUUUGGAGAUUGCUGUGUAUUUUAGUCCUUUCCUGAAAUAUGUAAGGUGAUAUUUCUGCCUAUAGCUGCUGCUGUUCACAGGUGCUUCCUACAUGUGGUAUUCCUGUAUUCUUUCUAACUCUUUAAAUCUCUUUUUUUCCUAGAAGUUUUCUGGAUAUUCACAGAGAAAAAAAAAAACAAACCAAAAAACAAACAAAACAAAUAAAAGUAUAAAGAGUAAGAAUUUGGCUGAAAACAUCUUUUUUUGUCUCAUUACUAGAGAUAUUGUCUUAGUCCCAGAAGCCUGGAUCUGUGUGGGACUUGCCUAGUUUCAGACAGUGUGGCUGCCUCAUAUGGACAUACAAUAUAAAAAGGUCAAAGGUGCCAACAAAAACCCAUUUUGUAUUUGACUUAUAAACAAGAUUCCUAUGGCCCACCAUCCUCUCUGCUACUACAUCUGCCAGUGAACUAACAGCAGUUACUCCAUUCCUGCCAAAUUGGGACUAAAAAGACUUUCAGUGAUAUUUUAUGACUGAAUGUUUGAAAGUUAACUUUGUCAAAAACUGUCUUUGCAGCUGAGUCAUCCUGUCUCAAACAGAGCUGAUGUUUUCCAGUCCCCAUGUGACACUCCCCCAUCAGAAAAGGCCUCAUGAACCUUCCUGUGUGUGUUUUUAGAUGUCUUCUUGGCUUCCUAAAAUAGUGGAGUUCAUGUGAACAUUAGAGAGUUUGAGGUUGUAAGUGAACAACUGGUUAUAGAGAGCAGAGGGACAAUUCACUGAGAUCCUGAGAAACCUCCUGUGACCUCAGAGCUCACCCUGCUUUCAGCAGGGAAUUUGGGUCUCCUGAGGCCCUUUCCAACGUGGGUGAGCCUGGAAGUGGCUGGAAAGGGUGUUCAGAAUGAUCAGAAAGCCUGGAACAGAAGAGGGAAUCUGAGGAUGAUUUGAUUUAUGACAGUCAAGAUGUGUGUUAGCUAUGAAUGAAUUCUCUUUAGUGUUCUGUUCUUUGGGUUUUCACUUCUGUCCAUGUUCAUCAAGUGAGCCUUGGGAAAUGGUGAAGGAGACAUGAAUGGGAUAAAACUUGUGAUCAGAAAGAGCAGGUUAGAAGAACAGAGAUCAAUGGAACUGAGACUGGUAAUUGAAAGUGCGUAAUUCAGCAACAGUAUAUGAAAGAAUAAACUUCUGAUACACUUCCUAGGGUAUUGAAAAAGCAAAAAAAUUACAUAUCUCUGAUAGUGUUUUUUGCUGAUGAAUACCUAGGUUUGAUCAGGAAACCUCUAUGUACCUUUAGUAUACUCAUCUCUUUUAUAGAUAGAUAUAUAUAUCUCAGGCUGUAUACUACAUAUAUAUAAAAUGAAGAAGGGCAAGAAGGUGAUUCUGCAAAUCUGCUGAUAAGGGAAAAAAAAAGGCAAGUCCCUUGACAAAGGGAAGACUUAAAGCUUUGAUGGACAAUAUGGACAGUACAGGAGUAUUCAGUGGUUUUUUUUUGGGCUCAGACUCCAAGAGCAAAGCCUGCUUUCAGACCCUUUUUGUGUGGUGGUGCAUGACUGAAAAUAAAGUAGCAGAGCAAUAGGUUAAAGAGUCUGUAUGUAAGUGGGAUACACCCAGAGGCUUGGAUGAUUUCAGUGAUGUGAUUGCAAAGCUGGUGACUAUCACCUGAGAAAAAUCAUAGUGGUCAGGGGAAAUUUCCUGACAACUGAACUCAGGCUGAGGGGUCUGUAGGGCAGUUCCUUCAGAAGACAAGAACAAACUCCUUUUGACGUCUGUGUCCAAGCAAGUGGGUUACAUGAGAUAGGUCAGUCAGGAACCCAGCCUGGAUUUAGCAAAGUCAGAGCAUGCAUGGUCAGCCUGAUUGCUUUCUUGGUGAAAUGACUCAAGCUGUGAGCACAAAGUUGCUCCAGUCCGUUCAGUAAGACUUUGAGCCUUGUCUCCUGCAGCAUUCCUGCCUAGGAGCUGAGGAACCAAAGGGCUGGAUAAGAUUGUUAGGUGGGUUAAAACUGGCUGGGCCACUGCUGUUUCAGCAGUCAGAGGCUCUGUGUGCAGGUGUUGACUGGUACCAAGGAGAGAAUCUUGGGAAUUGUGAGGGAGCUGAUACUGUUGGAGUCUGGAGCAGUGACCAGCAUGAUGAGACAGAGCACAGUUGUAGAUGACACUGAAUUAGAGUGAAUCAUUGAUCAAUUGAAUGUUCAAGGUCCAAUCCAGACACAUCUAGAGCUAAGGAUAAUCCAUACAUUUAUAUAUUUGAAAGUAUCUGGACUCAGAUAUAUGAUAAAAGGCUGCAUUUCAGCUUAUCUUGUCAGCAAUGAAUUCCUGACCUUUUUAAUAAGUGUCAUUAGUGGGAGGUUGAAGCAUAUGCUUGGAGCACAGUUGACUUGGUACAAUGGCUUGAAACAGUCUCAGUAACACUCAGAAAAAAUACAGAGAAAAUAAAUUUAAGAUAAGGAGGAUAUGUUACUACAAGAGUGGUAAUUCUGUGAGAGGUGCUGAAAGAAAA